AUGCGAGGGCGCAUCACCAUCUACUGCAUUGCCGAGUCCCUGGACAGGAAGUCGCUGGAGCUGCGGCUGAGGGAGCGUGGGGGUGUGGCUCUGCUGCACACCUUUCCAGACGUCUUAUAUGGCCAGUAUGAGGACUAUGAGGGCGACGAACUGGUGACGGGCGACGUCUUCUACUUUGACUACGGCGUCAUCGUCUGCUGGGGCCUGUCCCAGGCUGCGGAGAGGGAUGUGAUUCGGAGCUUGGCCGGGCCAGCCCUGGUCGACCCCCUGUCCACCCAGGAGAUCGAGGUUGAUGAGUUCAACUUUCAUUACACCGUGCACGAGAAGCCCCACAUCCAGAACGACACCUUCACGAUCAACUACCGCCUGGCUAAAGACCACCUGCUGAAGCUGUCCAUCAGCCACGCGCUGGCGCAGUCCACCAAGCUCACCGUGUACGAGGAGCGGGUGGUGGAGAUCGUGGAGUCCACCCGCGAGCUGCCCGUCAUCCUGGCCACCACGGGGUCGGUGCGGCUAGGCCGGCGCGAGAUCGCACAGCUCAUUGGCCGCGUGUUCCUGCAGAAGAGCGCGGUCAACCUGCUGUCCACCGUCUUGGACACGCCCGAGUUCUUCUGGUCCGCGCCCGAUGCCAUGCAGUCGCUGUACAAGCGCGUGUGCGACUACGUCGAGUACGACGCGCGGGUGGAGGUGCUGAACGCGCGCUUCCAGGUGCUGCAGGAGAUGCUGGACAUGCUGCGGGACCAUCAGAACAACGGCCACGGCGCGCGCCUGGAGUGGAUCGUCAUCUGGCUCAUCGUGGUGGAGGUGGUGGUGGGCCUGUUCGAGUGCGCCUCCAUCCUGGGAUGGGUGGGGUGA
Auxenochlorella protothecoides is the source of this 855-nucleotide messenger RNA. RefSeq names its product Sporulation protein RMD1. NCBI's taxonomy places the organism in Eukaryota, Viridiplantae, Chlorophyta, Trebouxiophyceae, Chlorellales, Chlorellaceae. The coding region runs from base 1 to 855 and encodes 284 amino acids. The transcript has 4 exons. The record is from RefSeq and is a predicted model, not a curated record.